Molecule: messenger RNA, 447 nt
Organism: Opisthorchis viverrini
Lineage: Eukaryota; Metazoa; Platyhelminthes; Trematoda; Opisthorchiida; Opisthorchiidae
Exons: 2
Coding region: 1-447 (148 amino acids)
Source: RefSeq, a predicted model, not a curated record
AUGAAGUCCAAGAAGGCCGUAAAUUCAAUCUGGAAAACAUGGAAAUUUAGGCUUACGGAGACACGAGACAUAGCAGAGAAUUUCUGGAAGCAUGGUAAUCCACGGCCGAUUCGAUUACCCAAGCAUUUGAAGUGGACCCAGUACCACUACAUGCAAAGGACCAACUAUUUCACCAGAAUACUGAAGGGAGCCAAAUAUCGAAUUCACAAACCAAGAAUUAAAAAAUCCUUGGAAUCGGACCAACAAAGAUCACAACCUGAACCCAGAUGGUCCAACGAUGAAGGUCACUCCAGCACCGAUCAGAGCACGAGGAAAGGAGAGGCCAGGCACAUGGGUCACGUAGUCAUCGAUCAAUCAGGACACAGGAUAACGGAGCAACCGCUGAACAGACCGAAUAAUCGUGUUCGAAGGCCUGCCGUGAAGCCCCCACCAGAACAGGCAGACUGA